Molecule: messenger RNA, 2346 nt
Organism: Periophthalmus magnuspinnatus
Lineage: Eukaryota; Metazoa; Chordata; Actinopteri; Gobiiformes; Gobiidae
Gene: cdc14b
Product: cell division cycle 14B
Exons: 15
Coding region: 171-1766 (531 amino acids)
Biological process (GO): regulation of exit from mitosis; cilium assembly; protein dephosphorylation
Cellular component (GO): mitotic spindle; nucleolus; centrosome
Molecular function (GO): protein serine/threonine phosphatase activity; protein tyrosine/serine/threonine phosphatase activity
Source: RefSeq, a predicted model, not a curated record
ACACCAGAGAGAGGCUCGAGCAGCAGCAGUGCCACGGCUGACACAUCCAGAACACGCAUCCGGACCAGCCCGUGCGCAGACAUGCACAAAUAACAGCGGGGCAAACGGGGACGAGCCUUUUCGUAGCGUCCAAAUGACCACUGCGCAAUGUGCGCAAAUCUGAGGAGAAAAUGAAACGCAAGAGCGAGCGAAGACGAGCCGAGUCAAGGAAAAAGCGCUGUGCAGCUCACAACAGCUCAGAGGCGGAGUCAAACUCUGAUAUUUACAUUGAGAUAACAGAUCAACUGUACUUCGCCAUACUCCAGCAAAAGAUCAAGAGCACAGCGGACCGCCACUGUUUCUGCAUAGACGAUGAGCUCUCAUAUGAAAACUUCUAUGCGGACUUUGGCCCGCUCAACUUGGCCAUGUUUUAUCGCUUUUGUUGCAAGCUGACAAAGAAGCUCAAGUCUAUUACUCUUUCAAAAAAGAAAAUCAUCUUUUAUACUUGUGGAGAUCAGAAGAAACAAGCCAAUGCUGCCUAUCUUAUCGGUUCUUAUGCAGUAAUGCAUCUGAACAUGACUCCAGACGAAGCCUAUAAUCUUUUAAUCUCACGGAAUUCUACUUAUAUUCCAUUUAGGGAUGCCUCUUUUGGAACUUGCAUGUACAAUCUCAGUAUUUUAGACUGCCUCUGGGCUAUUCAUAAGGCCCUUGAAUUUGGCUGGCUUGACUUUUCCAACUUUGACGUGGAGGAGUACGAGCACUACGAGCGAGCAGAAAACGGAGACUUUAACUGGGUAAUUCCCGGGAAGUUUCUUGCAUUCAGUGGGCCUCAUCCUAAAACCAAGAUAGAGAAUGGGUACCCUCUCCACGCUCCUGAAGCCUACAUUCCUUAUUUCCGUAAACACAAUAUCACCACCGUCAUCCGAUUAAACAAGAAGAUGUAUGACGCCAGGCGCUUCACAGACUCUGGCUUUGAACAUCAUGACCUGUUCUUUGUGGAUGGCAGUACUCCAAACGACUCCAUUGUUCGGAAGUUUCUCAACAUCUGUGAAAACGCAGAAGGAGGCAUCGCAGUUCACUGUAAAGCUGGUCUGGGGAGAACAGGCACGCUGAUCGCAUGUUACAUGAUGAAACAUUAUCGUUUGACCGCUGCAGAAGCCAUCGCCUGGAUACGGAUUUGUAGACCAGGGUCUGUCAUUGGUCCUCAGCAGAACUUUGUGGAAGAUAAACAGAACAAUCUGUGGAAAGAGGGAGACGUUUUCCGGGACAAGAUGCUUAAUGAACGAGGAAAUGGAAAAAUGUCUGUGACGAGGAUCCUGUCCGGAGUGGAUGACAUCACCAUUAACGGGACGAACAAGAACAGAACAAGCAAGAAAAACGACAUGGAGCAAUAUAUCGACGAUGAGGAGCGGAACGGUUUCACUCAAGGCGAUAAACUCCGAGCUCUGAAAAGCAAACGCCAGGCCAGGUCUUCAACUGGAUCAUUAUCAUUAGAAGAGAAUAAGAUUCAUACGAGGUCGUCAUCUCUCUCCCCGAGAGUGGUCCUGCAGGCCAGUAUCCAGGCCCUGUCCGAUCAAGCCGACAGCAGGAAGAGGACCAGGACUUCAAUGCCCUCUAGUGGCUUGAGUGGCAGUACCAGGUUGGUCAGGUCUCUAGGCAACUUGAAUGUAGUGACUGGAGACCCCAUGUGCUAUGAGGCGUGUGCCAGCCAUAGAGACACAGCCAGUGCUCCGCUCAACUUAAACAUGACACAGAUCCACCUGCAGUCACUCCAUACCCAAGGCUAGAGCACCUCUCCUACGAUGAGUCUGCCUUCUUCAGUGUAUCAACUUCACUUACCUGCCAAUAUAUUAUUUCAACAAGAUGGACAGAAUGUAGUUUUAUGUUUCAUACUCAAAAUGUUUCAGUGCGUAGACAAAGGCAUGCAGUAGCAGUCGUAUUACAGUACUCUUAUCUUAGAAAACUGAUCUAUGUUUCUCCAUAAUGAAAAAUGCGCCGUCAAUUACUACGAAUGACAAAAGGAAAGCCACUAGGCAUGUUUUGAGAUGUUUUUAUAUAUUUUUUAUUUGAAUGUUUAGUGCCUAUAAUCAAAUAGUUUAGCUACCAUGUUUAAAUUUGUAUAUUAAAACAAUUGUUAUAAUGUUAGAACAUUGUAAAUAUUUUGUACCAUGUUGGAAUCAUAUUCUUAAAUUACUAAUGGUCCUAAAAGGGCCGCAUGUAACCAUGGUCAUAAUCUACUAUAUACUUGUUAAAAGCACAUCUUUUUAAUAAAUUUUUUUUUUUUUGGUUUUACUCAACUGCUUCCAGAACACUUUUGUUCAGUUUCAGUUGACUCAUUUUGACCAAAAAAAAAGUACCAGACAAACU